Arabis nemorensis is the source of this 1698-nucleotide messenger RNA. Lineage: Eukaryota; Viridiplantae; Streptophyta; Magnoliopsida; Brassicales; Brassicaceae. The record is from the annotation of a GenBank genome assembly.
AUGGGUUCCAUUGAUGAAGAAGAAAGCUCACUCCUUGAAGUUGAACAAUCACUUUUACAGGAAGUGAAACUGUAUACUGAAGAUGGCUCAGUAGACAUUAAUGGAAACCCACCAUUGAAGGAGAAAACAGGAAACUGGAAAGCUUGUCCAUUCAUUUUUGCAAACGAAUGCUGUGAACGUUUGGCUUAUUAUGGCAUUGCCAAGAAUCUAAUCACUUAUUUCACUAAUGAAUUGCACGAGACCAAUGUUUCCGCGGCUAGACAUGUCAUGACAUGGCAAGGGACUUGUUAUAUCACUCCUCUUAUUGGAGCUUUAAUAGCUGAUUCUUACUGGGGAAGAUAUUGGACUAUUGCUUGUUUCUCCGGGGUUUAUUUCAUCGGAAUGGUUGCAUUGACACUCUCAGCUUCAGUUCCGGGUUUAAAGCCAGCGGAAUGCAUUGGCUCUUUAUGUCCACCAACAACAACGGUUCAACAAGCGGUUUUAUUUUCCGGACUUUACCUUAUCGCCAUUGGGACUGGAGGCAUCAAACCAUGUGUUUCAUCUUUUGGUGCUGAUCAGUUUGAUCAGACCGAUCCAAGAGAACGAGUUAGAAAAUCUUCUUUCUUUAACUGGUUUUACUUCUCCAUUAACGUUGGUGCAUUUGUUUCAUCUGCUCUUCUAGUGUGGGUUCAAGAGAAUUGUGGUUGGGAAUUAGGAUUCAUGAUACCAACCGUGUUCAUGGGAGUCGCUACUGUGAGUUUCUUCUUUGGUACUCCGCUUUAUCGGUUUCAGAAACCGAGAGGUAGUCCCAUUACUAGAGUUUGCCAAGUUCUUGUAGCCGCGUACCGUAAAAUGAACCUCAAGAUCCCUGAAGAAAACCGGACAUUUUUGUUUCUUGACAAAGCCGCGAUUAUCUCGAAAGAAGAAGAAGCGAAUUCCGAAUCUUUUCACGAUCCGUGGAAGCUUUGUACUAUGACUCAAGUCGAAGAAGUUAAGAUUCUGCUACGUUUGUUUCCCAUUUGGGCCUCAGGGAUCAUAUUCUCAGUCCUACAUUCACAGAUUUACACUCUGUUUGUUCAACAAGGACGGUCCAUGAAACGAACAAUCGGCUCAUUCGAAAUCCCUCCCGCUACUCUCGGGAUGUUCGACACAGCAAGUGUCCUCAUAUCCGUCCCAAUCUAUGACCGUCUCAUCGUUCCUUUAGCAAGACGGUUCACAGGCUUACUAAAAGGAUUCACUGAUCUACAAAGAAUGGGGAUUGGACUAUUCAUCUCUGUCUUAAGCUUAACAGUUGCAGCUAUAGUUGAGAUGGUUCGUUUACGGUUAGCUCGAGAUCUUGAUCUUGUAGAAAGUGGAGACACUGUCCCAUUGACAAUCUUCUUACAAAUCCCUCAGUACUUCCUUAUGGGAACUGCUGGUGUUUUCUUCUUCGUUGGUCGGAUCGAGUUUUUCUAUGAACAAUCACCAGAUUCAAUGAGAAGUUUGUGUAAUGCUUGGGCUCUUCUCACUACAACACUUGGAAACUACUUGAGCUCGAUGAUCAUUACGCUUGUCGCGUGUUUGAGUGGCAAAGAUAAUGAUGAUGAUGGUUGGAUUCCUUCAGAUAACCUUAACAAUGGUCAUCUUGAUUACUUCUUCUGGCUUUUGGUUUGUCUUGGUUGUGUUAACUUACCAGUCUUUGUCUUCUUCUCUGUGAAAUACACUCACAAGAAAGUUUAA